AGAAAAUAAUGUGAAAAGAAGAGUUAGUAUUUGUUUAGGCGCUGAGAAGAAGAGAAACUAGAAAAGAAACAGAAAAAGGGAAUUCAAUCAUUGACAGUUUUCCAAGAAAGUGUCAUAAAGCAUUGAUUCUCUGAUUCCAUUUUGUGGGAUCGGAGGAUCAAAUCAUUCUAUUUGUCACCCUUCACAUUUUGCUGCAUGGUUCCUCUCACAAAUCAUGCAUAUGAUAUUUGAAUGUCAUAUAUAGAAAAUCUAACCUAAUCCUUGGAGAGAGAAAAAAAACAAGAAAUGGCAUUGCAAAGAAAAAUGGAGGGGUGGCUUUGCCUUAUUCGGUUGAACAGGUUAGGUCUGCAAUAUUCGCGAAAAAGGUAUUUCAUUCUCGAAGACAACUGCCUCAAAAGCUUCAAAUUCAUUCCCACUUCUCCAACAGAGGAGCCAGUAAGAAGUGCAAUAAUAGACUCUUGCAUCCGUGUCACCGACAAUGGAAGAGAGACCUUUCAUAGAAAACUCCUUGUAGGUGUUAUUCAUUUUCACCUUCUCAAGUUGGGAGCGACCAGUCCUGAAGAGGCCGCUAAUUGGAUACAUUGUUUAAAGGAUGCUGCACUCAACACAGAAAGAAGCUUAACUGCUCCUUCAAGAAGAAAAUGGCAACCUUUCAGGUUGAGUGUUUCUAAAAGUGUUGCUCAUAAAAGAUCCAUGGAUAUGGCAGAUGCUUCUUUUAUGCAUGUCGAUGCAAUGACAUUUGAUGUUAUUGCUCCUUCUCCAUGGAAGAUAUUUGGCUGUCAAAAUGGCUUGCGACUGUUCAAAGAAGCGAAGGACAAAGGUUCAAAUGGGAAACAAAGGGAUGGUUCUCCAGCAGUAAUGGCAGUAGGUGUGAUUGAAGGAACAUCUGAGGCAAUUUUCCGCACACUCAUGUGUCUUGGUCAAUCGAGAAUAGAAUGGGACUUCUCUUUCUACAGAGGUUGUGUGGUUGAGCACCUCGAUGGUCAUACAGAUAUAGUACAUAUUCAACUAUACAACCAUUGGCUUCCCUGGGGAACAAAAAGAAGAGAUUUGUUACUACGGCGUUACUGGAGAAGAGAGGAAGAUGGCACAUAUGUUAUUCUCUAUCAUUCUGUCAUUCACAGCAAGUGUCCGCCGCAAAAUGGAUAUGUUCGUGCUUGCAUUAAAAGUGGUGGACAUGUUAUAACUCCAACCAAACAUGAUAAACCGUCUAUUGUUAAGCAUAUGAUUUCUAUUGAUUGGAAGUUAUGGAAACCUUAUAUGAAGAAAGGGGCUACGGUAUCCAUGACCAUCCGCUUCCUUGAGAGAAUUGCUGCAUUAAGAGAGAUGUUCAAAGCAAAGGAAGGGAACUACUUCUCAGAGUUGUCACCGGCUGUGCUGACAAGCGAUAUUGACCUGCCUGUUAUUGAAAAGGAAGAGAUCAAAAUAGAAGUCGAUUAUAAAAUGAUCACAGAUGAAAGAGUGAAUGAGGCAAAAAAUCCAGUAUCUUCAAAUCUCACCAGAUUGGAUGAUGCAGCUGAUGAGUUUUAUGAUGUUCCUGAACCAUCAGAUGACGAACACUCAGACCUCGCUUGGGCUUCAAAUGCAAGUCCAGAAGUGGGUUGUAUGGAAUCUUACCACACAAAAUUGACCACGGCAAAUAUUGUGAAAAAGUUACAAGAUCUUACAGUUCAGAAAAAGGGUUAUAUGGACUUGCAAGAAAUGGCUCGAGAUCAAGAGUGUGUCUCGUUUUUCUAUGGAGCAACUCUUCAAAAAGAUAAAAGUUUUGGUAUACCCUGCAGUUGGGCUGCUGCCGAUCCAUCGUCAUUUUUGAUUCGUGCUGAUAGUUACUUGGCAGACCAAGAAAAGGUUAAGGCCAAGAGUACCUUGUUGCAAAUGGUUGCAGCUGAUUGGUUAAGAUCUGACAGACGUGAAGAUGACCUUGCUAGUCGCCCCGGAGGCAUAGUUCAGAGAUAUGCGUCUCAGGGUAGGGCGGAGUUCUUUUUCAUUAUCAACAUCCAGGUUCCGGGAGCAACCACUUACAAUCUUGCUCUAUAUUACAUGUUGACAUCUCCUUUGGAAGAAACACCGUUACUUGAGCGCUUUGUCAAUGGAGAUGAUUCUUUCAGGAAUUCAAGGUUUAAGCUUAUACCAUAUAUCUCCAAGGGAUCUUGGAUAGUGAAGCAAAGUGUUGGUAAGAAAGCUUGCUUGGUUGGUCAAGCACUAGAAGUGCAUUAUUUUCAAGGAAGAAAUUACCUAGAGCUUGGCAUUGACGUUGGAUCAUCAACAGUGGCACGGGGUGUGGUCAGCCUUGUUCUCGGAUACUUAAACAAUCUUGUUAUCGAAAUGGCAUUUUUGAUACAAGGGAAUACGCCAGAAGAACUCCCAGAAUUUCUUCUAGGAACAUGUCGAUUGAACCAUCUAGACGUCUCCAAAUCGAUUCAAACAGACUCCGUAAGAAUCAGCUAAACCAAAUAUUUUUUAGAAAAAAGUUGCAUUACUGCAGGGGUCUAUUAAUCUAGCAGAAGAAUGAAGAUAGGUAAUGGAAAGCUCAUAUUGAUUGAUUCAUAUUUUUAUUUUGUUAAUCCGUGCAUCUUAAUUAUGGUGAUUAGGCAUUUGCUUAAUCUAUAUAUGUAUUAAUUAAUAUAGAAAAAAUAUAUAACAAGUGCCUUGGAUAUUUGUUCAAUCCAUAUAGGCAUUCUUUUACAUUAAGAUCAUUUGAAUUUUGAAGUAUAUAUUUGUUGAUUUU
Messenger RNA from Solanum lycopersicum (tomato), 2728 nucleotides. RefSeq names its product protein ENHANCED DISEASE RESISTANCE 2-like. Gene Ontology annotation, molecular function: lipid binding. The record is from RefSeq and is a predicted model, not a curated record. NCBI's taxonomy places the organism in Eukaryota, Viridiplantae, Streptophyta, Magnoliopsida, Solanales, Solanaceae.